Molecule: messenger RNA, 1878 nt
Organism: Cinclus cinclus
Lineage: Eukaryota; Metazoa; Chordata; Aves; Passeriformes; Cinclidae
Gene: SHC4
Product: SHC adaptor protein 4
Exons: 12
Coding region: 1-1878 (625 amino acids)
Biological process (GO): cell surface receptor protein tyrosine kinase signaling pathway; intracellular signal transduction
Cellular component (GO): plasma membrane
Molecular function (GO): receptor tyrosine kinase binding
Source: RefSeq, a predicted model, not a curated record
AUGAGAGAACGCAGCCAGCAGAGCCUCGGUGGACACGUCCUGUAUGUAGGGCUAUUCAGACAUCCAGGAAUGCUGCACCGGGCUAAGUACAGCCGAUUCAGGAAUGAUUCCGUCACCUCCCUAGAUGAAGGUACACAAAAUACAUCUUUAAAUAUCAAAGAUUCUUCCUCCUCUUCCCAUUCUUCAACACCCAAUUUACUGACAGAAGAUGUCUCCUUGGGGCCACAGGACACCUGCACCACGCUGUGCACACUGAUCCCCCGCAUGGCCAACAUUAAACUCGCCAACCCGUCGAAUCUGCCGGGGCUGAAAAGCUUCUGCCUGGGAGCCAAAGAGGUGCCACGAAUUAAACUCACGGAGUGUGUCACCAUCCCCAGCAGCCCAACCUCGCCUGAGAUCAGCUGCCUGUCAGCCUCGUACCCCCAGCCCGACCUGGACAAGCUGGUCCUAGCGCCAAGGCCAGCGGGGGACUGUGCUGAGGAGGGCAGGCAGGACAGGGGCCUGGCACAGAGCAAUGACAGCACGUACAGCCAGGAGCCAGGAACCACCUACAGUGUGCGGUACAUGGGCUGUAUUGAAGUGCUGCAGUCAAUGAGAUCCCUGGACUUUGGCACACGAACACAAGUCACCAGGGAAGCAAUCAGCCGACUGUGUGAAGCUGUGUCGGGUACAAACGGAGCUAUAAAAAAGCGGAAGCCUCCAGUAAAGUUUCUGUCUUCUGUACUUGGCAAAAGUAACCUUCAGUUUUCUGGCAUGAACAUAAAGCUGACCAUUUCAACAAGCAGCCUCACUUUGAUUAAUGCUGACACGCAGCAGAUUAUUGCCAACCAUCACAUGCAGUCCAUCUCAUUUGCUUCUGGAGGUGACCCAGAUACAACAGACUACGUGGCAUAUGUAGCAAAAGACCCUGUUAAUCAGAGAGCAUGCCACAUCCUGGAAUGUCUAAAUGGGAUGGCACAGGAAGUGAUCAACACCAUAGGACAGGCUUUUGAGCUCCGGUUCAGACAGUACCUGAAGAACCCAUCGAACCUGGUUACAUCUAAUGAAAGCGAGGCAGCAAAUGCUAAUGGAUCAGCUGGGAAUUCACAGGAGAGGGAGGAUCAUGAAUACUACAAUGAAAUUCCAGGGAAGGAGCCUCCCACCGGUGGAGUGUUAGAUAAGCGAAUGAAAGUUCAGACAGACCAAAGGGCUAAGUGUCCUGUCCAGUGCAAAAAGCAGUAUUGCUCAACAGGCAGCCCAGACUUCAUCAAUAUAUAUGAAAAUUGUCCAGAAGAAAACAAAACUGUGGGUAAUUGUGAUGAGAGAUCACAGAAGACAAUAAAAGAGAGAACCUCAUUGAAACCUGCCUACAAAGCAGAUCUCUUUGACGAUCCAUGUUACAUCAACACCCAGUCCCUGCAGUCUGCAGCCUGUGCAGCCCGAGGCCCAGCAGCAGCACAGAUCCCUGGGAGCCCUCUGCGCCAGGCCAAGUUACCGGAACUUGUUCAGCAGAGUGCCACAAGCAACACAGCUGGUCUCUGUAUUCUGCCACAAAUAAAGCAACAGCUAAAGAAUGAAGAUUGUUACCAUGGCAAAUUGAACAGGAAAGCAGCAGAGAGCCUCUUAGUCAACGAUGGAGAUUUUCUGGUACGAGAGAGCACAACGUCACCUGGUCAGUACGUCCUCAGUGGACUUCAGGGAGGGCAGGCAAAGCAUCUACUCCUGGUGGAUCCUGAGGGCAAGGUGAGAACCAAAGACCAUAUAUUUGAUAGUGUGGGUCAUCUUAUUCAGUAUCACAUGGAAAAUAAUUUGCCAAUCAUCUCUUCUGGAAGUGAAGUGAGCUUGAAGCAGCCUGUAAGGAAAGAGAGUAAUGUGGGACACAUGCAGUAUCACAAAUAA